Messenger RNA from Cylicocyclus nassatus, 1153 nucleotides. The record is from the annotation of a GenBank genome assembly. Lineage: Eukaryota; Metazoa; Nematoda; Chromadorea; Rhabditida; Strongylidae.
AGCUAUGCGAGAUCAUGGACAAGCAAAAGCUUGGCACUUUCGAUGCUGUGAACCUCAUCAGGCUGAAAGUCAUAGCUACAAAAGUGCGAGUCAAAAAGAACUCCUUGGUGGACGAGCUAAACGAUUUGAUCGAGAAUAUAUCGCAAAACAAGUUCCUGCAACAGCUGCUCGAGCCUUUUACGAACAUUAUGGGGAAAAUCCCGUGGUCGUCGUUAUUGGGAAGCUGGAAGCAGGGAGUCUGAGAAAUUGGCAGCUAAAGGAGUACGUAAAUGACAUCGACUGUAUACGAACUGCCAUUGAGCAUGGCAUAAAUGAAGUUGGAAUUGCGGGAAAAGAGAUAAAUGCUAUGGCUUUACCAGAUCUCAUUAGUGGUUCGCUUACGAGCGAGUCCAAGAUUCUGCUAGAGACUACGCCGAUACAAGACGAUCUAUGGGAGGAGACCUUCGAGAGUCAAAGCUCCAAACGCAACCUGUUGAAACAAAAACUCCUCCUGAAGUUAUACUUCCAAUUCGGAGAGAAGUCGAAAGAAGGAGUCAAAGAGGGACAGGAACUUCCUGUUAGGCAAUAUGCAUUUCGUGUAAAUACUAUGAAGCGUCCUAGCGAGCGCAAGCAAGAGCUUAAGAACAGUUCGCUUUGGGAGAUUGAAUCAACUUCGAUAGUCCUUGAAAAGCGGUUAAGGGCCGUAGUCGCUGCUGACGAAAGCAGUAGCUCUGUUGUGAAAAAGCCCCAGAUUGACAGAAGCAAUAUACAUCGCGAUAUGCAAAGAUGGAGGAAAUCUUCCAGCGUCGAUCGAAGGCGAAGCCAGAAACGUCAGGGCAAUGUUCACGUGCAGAAUCUACAUGUUCUGCUUCUUUAUAAACGAAGCUCUUCAGGUGCACUUUUGCGGAUUCGCGCUAUUGAUCGAAUUCUUGUAAAUAAUGCGUACUACACACAUUUACGUACAGAAGUUCGAGAAAAGCGGGGAGCGUCUGAACAUCAGAUUUCAGAAAAGCUGGAUAUAUGGCUUCGAGAAUGCAAUCUACGCUGUGUUGGACAAACACCAUCUGUCAAUGAUAGCUAUCUCAUUCUUGGUGAAGCAGGUGCCUUAUCGGUAGAUAAUUCAGGAAGGCAGCAUUACGUACUUCGUAUGGACCGAUUUGAACGAGCUCUAUGA